AUGAAUUUGGCUUCCUCAGACGACGAGCACUACCUUCUGCCUGUGGACGAUGACGAGCACCACUAUGAUGAUCUGGACGAUGGAAUGUUGGCGCUGAGUUUGGCGCUGACUCACUUUUCCACUACGGAAGAUCGGUUUAUCAAGGACCACGAUUUGAAGAUUCGGGCGUUUGAGGCUCUUCAGGAGUCGAAGGAUAAGGAUAAGAAUAGCCAUUCGGCGCAGAAUGCUCAUGCGAAAUCACUCAAUCGCCAGAGAAGACGCUCUGUGAUUGACUUACCGGCUUCUUUCCACCCUCAUCCUCUGGACGCAACUCAGGGUAAGAACUUACCGGGACGCCAGCCUCAGGGGUACACGAACGCAUUGCCAGAGGAGUACCCUUCGAGUGAACUUGUCGAUUUGUAUGAGAAGGUUCAGAUGUGUUUGGACUUGCGUCACAAGUAUAUGGACUUGUCGCUCCAGAGGUUUGAACAGACUAACCCUAAGAACAGUGACGAUUGGGUGGUGUACCCUCCUCCACCUAAACCUACUUAUAAGCUGAAAAAUAAGUUUAACCAGCUUCCAGGUCAGCAUUUGGACCAGGAGGAAAUUGAUAUGAGUAAGUUCCCUGUGCCUGACCGUGAUGCUUCUGAUAGGUAUGAACUUAAACAUAACGAUGGAGACGUCUACGAGGUCAUUGAUAAAGAAACAGGCGAGCCAAUUACCCGUGUGCCUACUUUGCGUGAAUACUACACGGAUUUGAACAAAAUCGCCAAGAUCUCGUCAGAUGGUCCUAUCAAGUCUUUCGCUUUCAAGCGUCUUGAGUACUUGGAAACAAAGUGGAACAUGUACUACUUGCUUAAUGAUUUUGAAGAGAACAAACAGUCCAAGAGGAACCCUCAUCGUGACUUCUACAACGUCAGAAAGGUCGAUACCCAUAUUCACCACAGUGCAUGCAUGAACCAGAAGCACUUGUUGCGUUACAUCAAGUAUAAGUUGAAGACUGUGCCUGAUGAGCAAGUCAUUUUCAGAGAUGGUAAGCUUUUGACGUUGCAGCAGGUGUUUGAAUCUUUGAAACUUACUGCCUACGACUUGUCCAUUGAUACCUUGGAUAUGCAUGCUCACACCGAUACCUUCCACCGUUUCGACAAGUUCAACUUGAAAUAUAACCCUAUCGGUGAGUCCCGUUUGCGUGAGAUUUUCUUGAAGACAGAUAACUUCAUCAACGGUAAGUACUUGGCUGAAAUCACAAAACAGGUGUUUGAAGAUCUUGAAAACUCCAAGUACCAAAUGACAGAGUUGAGAAUUUCUGUCUAUGGUCGUUCCUACGACGAGUGGGACAAGUUAGCUCGCUGGAUCGUAAACAACAAGUUGUUCUCCCACAAUGUCAGAUGGUUGAUUCAGGUUCCUAGACUUUACGACUUGUACAAGAAGAACGGUAACGUGACAAACUUCAACCAGAUCAUGACCAACUUGUUCGAGCCAUUGUUCAAGGUUUCGCUCAACCCUAAGCUGAACCCUAAUUUGCAUAUCUUCUUACAGAGAGUGGUUGGAUUCGACUCUGUUGACGAUGAAUCCAAACCAGAGAGGCCAAUCAACGCCAGAAAGUUCCCUCCAGCCUCUGAAUGGGACGGAAGCAAGAAUCCUCCAUACUCCUACUACUUGUACUACCUUUAUGCGGAUUUGGUGUCGUUGAACAACUUGCGUGCUGCCUUGGGCUACAACACUUUCGUGCUUAGACCUCACUGUGGUGAGGCUGGUGAUCCCGAGCACCUUAUUUCUGCCUUCUUAACUACCCAUUCCAUUUCUCACGGAAUCAGAUUGCGGAAGCUUCCUUUCGUCCAGUACUUGUUCUACUUGGACCAAAUCGGAUUGGCAGUGUCACCAUUGUCCAACAACGCAUUGUUCUUGACGUACGAUAAGAACCCAUUCUUCAGUUUCUUCAAGAGAGGUUUGAACGUUUCGUUAUCUACAGAUGAUCCAUUGCAGUUCUCAUACACCAAGGAACCAUUGAUUGAAGAGUACUCUGUGGCAGCACAAAUCUACAAGUUCUCGGGUGUCGACAUGUGUGAACUCGCAAUGAACUCGGUAAAGCAGUCAGGUUACGAAGCUCUGAUCAAAAAGCACUGGCUUGGAAAGAACUACAUGGAGGGAGGUGUUGCAGGAAACGAUAUCGAGAAAACCAACGUUCCUGACAUUCGUGUAAGGUACCGUGACGAAACUCUCCAAAGCGAACUCAGCCUUGUGGAGUACUACACCUCCUUGGGUAAAGAAAAAGUAUAG
Candidozyma haemuli is the source of this 2259-nucleotide messenger RNA. Its product is annotated as AMP deaminase. NCBI's taxonomy places the organism in Eukaryota, Fungi, Ascomycota, Pichiomycetes, Serinales, Metschnikowiaceae. Gene Ontology annotation, cellular component: cytosol. Bases 1 to 2259 code for a protein of 752 amino acids. Gene Ontology annotation, biological process: IMP salvage; AMP metabolic process. The record is from RefSeq and is a predicted model, not a curated record. Gene Ontology annotation, molecular function: AMP deaminase activity. The transcript has a single exon.